GUAACAGGAAGUAAAAUUACGCCAUAAUUUUAGUACAAUAUGUUAAAUGAAAUAAGAAAGUAUUUCUUUUGAAAUGGCUACUAUAUAUGUAAAUGAAGGUUUUACUGAAUUUGACGCUAAAAUAGAAGAAGGCAUUGUCCCAGAAACGGAUAUAAAGACUGACGUGUAUGAAUCUCUACAAAAAACCAAGGAUUGUGAGUUAUAUCAGACAAUAAAUCAGGAAGUUGACAAAAAAGUUAUUUCACGGAAGAAAAUACUAUACAUUUUACUCAUUUUCCUGUCGGCAGCAGUCAUUGGGCUUAUUGGCGUUAUCAUUCUAUUCGCUUCUACUACUAAAACAGAUGGAAUCUGGGAAAGCUGGCAGAUGUGGAGUAACUGUAGUACUGACUGCGGUGGUGGUUUCAGGACAAGGUCGAGGACUUGCUCAAAUCCAACACCGUCUCAUGGUGGAAGAUAUUGUCAAGGGAAUUCCAUUGAUACAGAGUCGUGUGGAAACGAGUAUUAUGAUACACAGAACAGAAAGCUUGGUCAAAUUGAUAAUUAUGGAAGCUGGGAAAGCUGGCAGAUGUGGAUUAAUUGUAGCGCUGACUGCGGUAGAGGUUUCAGGACAAGGUCAAGGACUUGCUCAAAUCCAACACUGUCUCGUUGUGGAAGACACUGUCAAGGAAAUUCCGUUGAUAUAGAGUCGUGUGAAAACGAAGCUUGUGGAUACAAACUCAUUGUAAAAGAAAUGAACUGGACUGAAGCUAAGGAUUAUUGCAAUGUAAACGGAGGACAACUUGCUACGAUAAAAUCUCUUCAUAAACAAAUGUUUCUGAACGAUUUCCUUAAUCAAGUUGAAAUUAACGAUAAGCGUGUAUGGAUUGGAGCAUCAGAUACUUUGGUGGAAGGUACAUUUGUCUGGAUAGAUGGAACUACCUUUUCUGCAUUCUGCAUUUACCUAUUGGGAACCAGGCCAGCCAAAUAGCUAUCUUGGCAACCAAGACUGUGUCGACUUAGUCAACUUGAAUGGAAAAUGGAAGUGGAGUGACAAUUGGUGUAAAGAAAAACGAUCUAGCAUAUGUGAAUUUAAUUGAUGUCAUGCGUGCAUGCAUGUUUCGAGGUAAAGGAGGGGGGCAUAAAUUUUGGGAAACUCUUUCUACACACGGUAUCCAAAAGUAACAAUCUUAACGUUCUUUUUCUUCAGUGUUACUGCUGCCUAUUCAAAAAAAAAAUGAGGCAUGUAAUAUGUAAUUUUAUUAUGAAUCCAAUUAAUUGCAUUUCAAUAGAAAAUUGUUUAGAUAAUAGUUAUUAAACGUUCAUCAGUUGCAGCAGCCAUUUCGUUGAUCACAUUUCUGCCAACCUAAUCUCUUUCAUCAUUCAAACUAAUUGAUACAAACAACGUUUUGAAGUUUUUGAUUACAAAGUAUUAAUGGGAAUGCAUCUAGCUGAGCAGUGUCAAAGAAAAUAGCACUUUACUAUCUAUUUUAUUUUUUGAAUCUUGAUUUCAAGACGCAUAAUAAAACUCAAAAUGAGCGCUUACUUUACCCGAUUUACAUUCGGAACAUUUUCACUAGUCUCGGACUUUAUCAUAUGUUUAACAUUGUGCUGUUUAACCGUCCAAAAAAAAAUAAACAGAGUUUUCUUUGUACACAUGAGCGUCCAAUACGGUAAUAUAUUGUACGAUUACGUUCUGCACAUUAAACCUUCACAAAUCCGUAAAUAAAAAGGAUAUAUAAUAAAACUCUAUAUUUAUGACUGAGCGAUAUAUUUGAUGAUAUACUUCAGAACUACUAAAGGUACUUUUU
Messenger RNA from Mercenaria mercenaria, 1787 nucleotides. Its product is annotated as semaphorin-5A-like. NCBI's taxonomy places the organism in Eukaryota, Metazoa, Mollusca, Bivalvia, Venerida, Veneridae. Bases 74 to 967 code for a protein of 297 amino acids. The transcript has 7 exons. The record is from RefSeq and is a predicted model, not a curated record.